UUCCACCGAGAACUUUAUUCGAUAAAGCAGCAGCUGAGCGAGCCUAAUGAAUUCGAAUGGAAGUGGUUAAUAUGCCGCAGAAUCGUCACCUGGGAGUACUUUAUAAAGUUUUUAGAGUCUAGUUUUAACAAAAAUUAAUUUAGUUAAUCUAUUAGUGUUUGAUUUUGUUAAAAUGUUGUAUUAUUUACAUUUCUCACGGAGUUAGUAUAGUGGAGAGCAAAGUUUGUCGUUUUUUGGUAAACUGUUCGCAAGCUAGCUACAAAUACCGACUAAAUGUACUAGCCUGUUCUAGCUUCCUUAUUACAAACCGACAAAAGCUGUGGUCGGUUCGUAGAAGAGUUUACAAAAACCGCGACAAAGUGGGGUAGGCUAUUUCAUACGGACGGGAUCUCUGUUGUGUGUGCUCGAGUUGGAGGACCCAACCCUUCGUUCUGCACCUAAGACAGAUAAUUUCGGUAUUUAUUGACCUUUAGGUUUUUUUUAAUUGCAAGGUCGUAUGAUACAAGUAAUUUGAGUUCCCACCGUACCGUUCGUGUAUAGGCUAAAUCAUGAGAUAAUAUCCAAACGAAUUCUAGGUGUAGGUGUCAUUAGGCUACACUGUAGCUGUGGUUUUUCUUUCUGCGCUCAGGGUUACUUCCUGGUGUGACAGAGAGAGGCAGUGCUGAGUUAGAGAGACAGAAAUACAGAUAGAAAUUUAGAUAGAAAAAUACUGAGCGGAGAGAAGGAGUGAGUGAGGAGCAGUUGGCUGGUUUCCAGAAACAGCCCCGCUCCACUCUUUUUGUGUAUUUAUAAAAAUUAUUUUAUCGGUUAUUUUUAUUUAUAAUACAUGUAUUUAUUUGGAUUAUCUGAAUCUCCGACGUCCUGCUGCCCGAGAGGUUAAAUCGAAAUUGUACUAGGCAACAUUUUUUUCGGAGCGACGGAGAAGCGUCGCGCGGAUUUUUCGCACCAAUCGUUCCUUUUUUAUUAACAUUAAGAUCACUGAUUUUUAGCUAUUAUUUCAGACCUUCAAUUUUAGAAAAGAGGUUAACGGAAGAUGGGUUGUUUAGGCAACAGCAAGACCGAAGAUCAACGCAUCGACGAAAAAGCACAACGAGAGGCGAAUAAAAAAAUAGAGAAACAGUUGCAAAAGGAAAGACAAGCAUACAAAGCCACUCAUCGACUGCUUUUACUGGGGGCCGGAGAGUCCGGAAAAAGCACUAUUGUGAAGCAGAUGAGGAUCCUGCACGUCAAUGGUUUUAAUGCAGAGGAAAAGAAACAAAAAAUCCUGGAUAUUCGGAAAAAUGUGAAGGAUGCCAUAGUGACUAUAGUUUCGGCGAUGAGCACUUUAAUACCGCCGGUUCCACUAGGCAACCCCGAAGACCAGUUCAGACUCGACUACAUCAAGAGUAUAGCUCCGCUCUCUGACUUUGAGUAUACACAGGAGUUCUUCGAGCACGCGAAGAAGCUGUGGGACGACGAGGGGGUGAAGGCGUGCUACGAGAGGGCCAACGAAUACCAGCUCAUCGACUGCGCGCAAUACUUUUUGGACAGAAUUGACUCUGUAGGACACGUUGACUACACACCAACAGAUCAGGACUUGCUGCGAUGCCGAGUCUUGACUUCAGGGAUUUUCGAAACGCGAUUUCAAGUCGACAAAGUCAACUUUCACAUGUUUGACGUGGGAGGUCAGCGAGACGAGAGGAGGAAGUGGAUUCAGUGCUUUAAUGACGUCACGGCCAUCAUAUUUGUGGUAGCGAGCAGCAGCUACAAUAUGGUAAUCAGGGAGGACAACAACACCAACAGGCUACGGGAGGCGCUGGACCUGUUCCGCAGCAUCUGGAACAACAGGUGGCUACGGACUAUUUCAGUCAUCCUCUUCCUCAACAAGCAGGACAUGCUGGCUGAGAAGGUAUUAGCAGGGAAGUCCAAAAUCGAAGACUACUUUCCUGAAUACACCCGCUACACCGUACCAGCCGAAGCGACCCCUGAUCCUGGUGAAGAUCCAAAAGUGACGAGGGCCAAGUUUUUCAUCCGAGAUGAGUUUCUAAGGAUCAGCACGGCGAGCGGCGACGGCAGGCACUACUGUUACCCCCACUUCACGUGCGCGGUGGACACGGAGAACAUCCGGCGGGUCUUCAACGACUGUCGCGACAUCAUCCAGAGGAUGCACCUGCGCCAGUACGAACUCUUGUGAUGGAGGAACGGCCCACCUGCUUUAAAAAAUCUGAGCUCCUCUCCCAAAACCGACGUCCGCUGACGGGGACACAGUACUACUGAAGUGUGUCAAACCCUUCUUUUUACUUUUGUUUUGUUGGUUGCUGUUUUUUUGGGGUUUUUUUUUCCUUUUUUAAUUGAAGCCAUUCUCAGUCCCUGUUCUGCUGAGUUAGAGUGGGGAAAAGUUGUUUGCUUAUUUCUUUACCACAUCUUUAUUUGUGUCAUUCCACUAAGCCUUUGGCUACCUCCUUUUUUUGCUUUUUGUCAUUUGUGAUGUCAUUGGACUUGGACCAGAAGCAUUUUUGUUUCUUUUUUUUCCUUUUUUUUUCAUUUUGACCAGCGGUUGGGUGUGUUUGAGGAGCACCUGUCGGACUCCUCCCCUUUGAGAGGGGGGCGGGACCUUGGGGCCCGCCCAGCCUCCGACCUGGCACACCUAGUGACCUACAGUAACCUCGUGUGGGCUCUGCAUCUUUAAUCGACACUGAAGAGUACUUAAUGGGGCGGGGGAAGUAAGAAAGAAAAAAGAUUGAAUGCACUUUGCAUCAGGUUAUUUAAAUACUGUUGCAGAAGUAUACACACCAUGUAGCACCACAAUAUUUAAUACUGUCACGGUUUUUAGCGCUCCGAGUUGCAGGUCGACUGUGAAGUUACCGACCUCCUCUUUUAAGCUGACUCGAGGCACAGAAGUGAAGUGGGGG
Messenger RNA from Anguilla anguilla (European eel), 2891 nucleotides. RefSeq names its product guanine nucleotide-binding protein G(olf) subunit alpha. Gene Ontology annotation, biological process: adenylate cyclase-modulating G protein-coupled receptor signaling pathway. The transcript has 12 exons. Gene Ontology annotation, molecular function: GTP binding; GTPase activity; G-protein beta/gamma-subunit complex binding. Gene Ontology annotation, cellular component: heterotrimeric G-protein complex. The record is from RefSeq and is a predicted model, not a curated record. Bases 1034 to 2173 code for a protein of 379 amino acids. Lineage: Eukaryota; Metazoa; Chordata; Actinopteri; Anguilliformes; Anguillidae.